This is a messenger RNA of Capsicum annuum, 692 nucleotides long. RefSeq lists its product as uncharacterized. Bases 121 to 501 code for a protein of 126 amino acids. The record is from RefSeq and is a predicted model, not a curated record. The transcript has a single exon. Lineage: Eukaryota; Viridiplantae; Streptophyta; Magnoliopsida; Solanales; Solanaceae.
CUUGUUCUAGAUUUACCCGACUUCUCAACGCCUUCCCCUAUUUCACGCUAACGCGUUUUCCACACUUCAUAAAAACCCCUUUCGACCUUCCCUUAGUCGAACCCUCCUCGCCCGAAAAACAUGGCAUCAAUCUACAGUUGUAAAGAAUGCAAUACGAACUUCAAUCUCCACACUAAUUGUCUUUUCCCACCUGAUUUUUACUUCGAAGCAGGUAACAAAGGCACUCUAUCUUUUUCAGCUGUUGAUACAUCCAAAUUCAAGUUUGAGAAAGAGGAUAAAAUCAGACCUUUUUUCGAGACUCUUGAUUAUUGGGGAAUUCAAAGGAAAAGGACGAAGAUGAUGUGUGUGAAUUGUGGGAAGAUUGUGGGUUAUGUGUAUGAUGAUGGGCCGCCCAUGACUGAUAGUCCGGGUCAGUUUCAUUUUGGACCUAGUCAGGUUAUUCCUAGAGCUGCUAGGUAUAGGUUAAAGAAUAAAGCUUUGAAGAUUACUACUGAGACUUGACAUGGGGUUUGUUUUUUUAGUUUUUUUUUUUUUUUUUUUUGGGUCAGUUUCUAGAUUUUAGGGUUUGUAUAUGGAUUUAUGAGGUGUAUGAUGUUUGUGCAUAUGAGAUUUUGAUUUUUGUGAUUUGUUUCAUUUCGUGUAAAUGUUCAUACUGGAUGAAUAAAAAGAUUUGGAUCUUUUGACUUUCUUUA